Messenger RNA from Mucor mucedo, 1740 nucleotides. Its product is annotated as GTP cyclohydrolase N terminal-domain-containing protein. Gene Ontology annotation, biological process: riboflavin biosynthetic process. The transcript is spliced from 13 exons. The record is from RefSeq and is a predicted model, not a curated record. Gene Ontology annotation, molecular function: GTP cyclohydrolase II activity. The coding region runs from base 130 to 1629 and encodes 499 amino acids. NCBI's taxonomy places the organism in Eukaryota, Fungi, Mucoromycota, Mucoromycetes, Mucorales, Mucoraceae.
CUAUAAACAACUCGUUUUAUUCCCUUCUCUAGUUUUUUUUUUUUUGACUUAUAAAACUAGGUAUUUUCUCCCCCUUUUCUUUUCUUUUUUUAUUCAUUUCUUUAUCCUUUUGAUUAUCUCUUAAAAAAAAUGACUAUCUCUAAUGAUGAGGCCAUCCUCCAAAAAAUGUUAACUACCAUGGAAACCUUAAGACUUGAUCAAUUAAGAUUGGCAGACCAGUUUGAAAAAUUGUCUUCCGCUACUCCUCCCAAGUUUGAUGAUCAGUUAUCUCCUUCCACUUCCAUUAGUGCUUUAAUUAAUGAUGAUGGUGGUGACAGUGUCACAUCAAAGCCUUUAAGCUCUCCUACCAGCCAAUCAUCUACCUCAAUGUAUCCUAGCCGUGUUAUCUUGACUACUUAUCCUGGUCAACAUGGUAUUAAGCCUAUCUCUCUUGAUUGGGGAGCUAAAAGCGCCAAGGAAAGAGGCCCAAUUGUUGCUUCGCGUCACGCCGAAAGUAUCAAAAAGAGAAAUGCUAUCGGUGCCUAUGGUGGUUCUUACUGCAUCUAUCGUGCAUUGGCUGUUGCCAUUGGUGACCUGCCUUCUAAUUACAGACCCAACUUCGACAUGACCGAACCUACCUACCAAAUCGGUCCUCACGCUUCUUGGUUUGAUCCUGAGAAAAUCGUCUCCAUUGAUCCUUUUGGUCAUGUUGCUCCUGCUGUUUUCAAGGCCGAGUAUGAGGCUGGUUUAGACGUCAGACCUACUAUUGCUAUCACUCGUGCUCAUAUGACAAUGGCCGAAAUGGAAAUGAAUGUUCAGACUGGAAACUUGACGGUGGAUGGUAAGAUCGUUGUAAACGCACGUGGUGAUUUGGCUGUUUCCAAGGCUGCCCUUGAACCUGUAUGGUAUUUACCUGGUGUUGCAAAGAGAUUCGGUAUUGAAGAAACCUUGCUUCGUCGUGCUCUCUUUGAAGAUACUGGUGGAAUGUAUCCCGAGUUGAUUACUAGACCUGAUUUGAAAGUUUACUUGCCUCCUAUUGGUGGUAUCAGUGUGUACAUCUUUGGUAACCCUGAAUUUAUCUCUGAUCCUACCAAGAAAUUAACUCUUCGUGUGCAUGAUGAAUGUAACGGUUCCGAUGUAUUUGGUAGUGAUAUCUGUACAUGCAGACCUUACUUAAUCUUUGGUAUUGAGGAGUGUGUUAAACAAGCCCAACAAGGUGGUGUUGGUGUUAUCGUCUAUUUCCGUAAGGAAGGAAGAGCAUUAGGCGAGGUUACAAAAUACUUGGUGUAUAAUGCCCGUAAAAGACAAGCUGGUGGUGACACAGCCGAUAACUACUUUUUACGUACCGAAUGUAUUGCAGGUGUUAAGGAUAUGCGUUUCCAGGCUUUAAUGCCUGAUGUCUUGCAUUGGUUGGGUAUUCAAAAGAUUGACCGUAUGAUGUCAAUGUCUAAUAUGAAACAUGAUGCCAUUGUCGAAUCGGGUAUUCCUAUUAUUGAGCGUGUCCCUAUUCCCGACGAACUUAUCCCUGCGGAUUCAAGAGUUGAAAUUGAUGCCAAAAUUGCAUCAGGUUACUUUACAAGCGGAACGGUAAUGACGGAAACAGAACUUUCCACUGUAAAGGGCCGUGACUGGGAGGAUAUCGAGCAUUAAUUGGUUCCAUAUUGUACUCCGACUGUGUCAAAGCGUGGGGUGAUUUUCUUUUUUUCUUUUUUUUAAAAAUCAUGCAAACUGUUAAUAUAUAUAAAUAUCUCUUUUUCUCUA